UCUGAGCUGGCCAUAAAACGGGGUCGGCCCUUUAUUUUUAGAUAGUUUUGGGGCCUUAGAACUCUUUAAACAGUGAAGAUCGGAAGUUGCGAUAGUCCGCGUUCCGGAACCAAUCGCCACCUGUUUGCCAUCUCGAUCUCGCUUUUCUGGAACGACUCGUCUUUGGGGUUUUCUCGUGGUUUUUGAGCCUCCAACUCUUCGCAUGAAUCAUUGUCCUGUCUGGAAUUGACCUUGAAUAGCAUGGUUUCCUUGCUUGGAAUGAUUGUUGUUUUGAUAACAUGGAAAUAACUGCAACGGUUAGCAAAUGAUUCUAGUACUCUUUUACGGUUGAUUGCCUUUUGUCUCUGAAGGAAAGGGCUCUUGGUGGUACUGCUCCUUAUUGUGGGGGGUUUUCACUUUACACAGCAGAUCCGGAUACAGCGAUGUCUGGAAGCACAAGUUGCACUGUUUACAUAGGCAAUCUAGAUGAGAGGGUCACGGAGAGAAUCUUAUAUGAUAUAUUAAUUCAAGCAGGACGAGUGGUGGACCUGUAUAUUCCUAGAGAUAAGGAAUCUGAGAAACCUAAAGGAUUUGCCUUUGCAGAAUAUGAAAGUGAGGAGAUUGCAGAUUAUGCUGUCAGGCUUUUCUCAGGCCUGGUGACGCUUUACAACAGAACACUGAAAUUUGCGAUAUCUGGCCAAGACAAACCAACUCCAAAUGGUUCUGCAGUGGCUACACCAUCAUCUAAUUCUUCUCACCGAUCGAGGCCCCACCCUGCGCCAAUGAAUAGUACAGAAAUUUCUCAGCACUCUGCUAGGAUAUCAACACCUAGCCGAAUUUCAGAUUACCCUGUAAAUUACUCCCGAGUUACCCACCGCGUAGUUGACCAAACUAGUGAGUAUGGAUCUCUCUCCAGUGGCAACAAUUAUGAAUACAGCCGAAGAGUUUUUGGGCCAACAUUGGAUAGCAUUAGCCGGUAUAGGUCACGCCGCUAUGAUACAAGUAACCCAAUCUCUUACCCAUCUUACUAAUAUUCCUGAAAAGAUCUGUGGGGAGUUGAACAUUUCUCUCCUCCAAAUCUAGUUAGUAUGAGUAGUUCUUGACUACUCGUACAUCUUUGUACAAUAUAUGUAAAAGGGAAAUAUUCAGGAAUUAGUAGAUUCUGCUUGAUAUUAGCAAAACCAUUCAAGUAGGUGCCUCCGGUAUGUAUUUGUUGUGUACUACCUCAUCCAGGCAGGCUAGGCAUUCAUCAACUUAAUUAUUCUGGUUUUCUUAAGUAGGUUAAACUCUGCUGUGAAGUACAAAUUUCUUUUUGUUAGCUUUUGGUUAUGCUUUUGUAUCUGUCUGAAGGUGUUAUCACUUACUGUUGGGUAUGAUCUGAUAUGGAUUAUUCUGGAUUGUGGGAACUAUAGAAAAUGUUUCUCUAGUUUAAUUGACAUAAUUCAGUGCGGUAAUAUUUUCUAAUCAAUUUCUAAUGAAGGACUGAGCGUUCUAUA
Molecule: messenger RNA, 1475 nt
Organism: Prosopis cineraria
Lineage: Eukaryota; Viridiplantae; Streptophyta; Magnoliopsida; Fabales; Fabaceae
Exons: 6
Coding region: 423-1010 (195 amino acids)
Molecular function (GO): RNA binding
Source: RefSeq, a predicted model, not a curated record